ACAACAAGAAGCGGCGGCGGCAGGUGUUUGAGUCGUCGCAGGCGGCAUCGUUUCUGAGAGAGAACAAGCGGCGGCCGGUGGGCAUGGCCGGUGCACCGAGCGGGCACGCGGCGGCGAGUCGGCAAUCGGCGGCGGCGGCAGUGUCGUCGCAGGCUGCAGCUACGUUGAUGGGCGGCUCGCUGCAUGGGGCUGUGAAGGGAGGCAGGGUGCCAGAGCGGGCUGAGACUGUCCGGGCGAGGGAGCGCAAGGCUGAGCGCCAGAAACAAAGCCGCAGAAGCCUCAAAAGGCCAAGGCGGCGCCGAAGCGGGCUACUGGUGAUGGCGAGAGCGCAGGGAGCGCGAGGAGCGAGGGAGCAACCGGAGCCGGUGAUGGCGGGCGGAGCGAGAAGCCGUUUAUGUCCAACGUCGGCGGCAAGAACAAGGUGUUCUCGUCGGGCCUGUUUGGCCCGCGCGAGGCCGAGGUGCUGCGGCACAAGGCUGCGUCGUCGCGUGGCGACGCCGAUGAGCUGGAGGAUGAUGGAACGGGCGGUGGGCGAAAGAACGAGAAGGUGUUCUCGGAUACAACUUCGUUUGAGGGCUUUGGCCUUGACGCGCGGCUGACGCAGGUCAUGGAGGCCAAGAUGGGCAUUGUCAAGCCGUCGACGAUCCAGUCGCGGGCGCUUGUCCCGCUCCUCAACCGCAAAGACACGCUCAUUCAGGCGCAGACCGGAUCGGGCAAGACGCUGGCAUACCUGCUUCCGAUUGUCAACGAUCUUCUCAACAUAGGCAAGCGGGUGACGCGGGCCGAUGGGACGUAUGUUAUUGUGCUUGUGCCGACGCGCGAGCUCGGGGCGCAGGUCUACGAUGUGGCGCGGCUCCUCCUCACGCCGUUCCCGUACAUUGUGAGCGGGAUUGUGACCGGCGGGCAGAAGCGCAAGAGUGAGAAGGCCUCGCUGCGCAAGGGCGUGUCGAUCUUGGUGGCGACGCCCGGGCGGCUGCUGGACCAUCUUCAGAUGACCAAGUCGUUCAAGCACAGCGGGCUGCGGUGGUUUGUGCUCGAUGAGGCCGACCGGCUCCUCGACCUCGGGUUCGAAGACACGCUGAUGGCCAUCAUCGAGGUGCUCACCCGGAUGCGAGUCUUCUCGUCGGAGCUUGUCACCGUUCUUGUCUCGGCGACGCUCACCGAUAACGUGCAGAAGCUGGCCAAGCUCUCGCUGGUCAAGCCCGAACUUGUGCUCCUGGAGGACUCGGAGACGUCGUCAUCACGGCUGGGGGCGCUUGUGCCGCGCAAGGCUGGCGAGCCUGAGCGCGAAGCGAGCGAGGGCGGGAGCGGGCCAACGUCAACCGACGUGCCGGCGCAGCUCCGGCAGUUCUACGCGGUCAUUCCGGCCAAGCAGCGGCUGCUCUCGCUCAUUGCGUUCCUGGCGUGGAAGACCAAGGCCAAGAACAAGAUCAUUGUGUUCAUGUCAUCAUGCGAUGCCGUCGACUUUCAUCACAAGCUCCUCACGACGCUCCGCGACGGGCGUGACAAGGAGGAGGAGGCCCGGAUCCGUGAGGCGGCGCGCGAGAAGGACACUGCCGCACGGAGCAAGCUCAACAAGCUCGACGGUGGGCGCAAGCGGGGCUCGGACUCGGACGCGUCCGACUCGGACGACGAAUCCGAGGCCGAGCUCUCUGACGAUGCGUUUGCGGUCCAGGUCCAGAAGCUGAUGUCGGACGCCGGCGCGAGCUCGUCGAGCGGCAGCGGCGGCGCGCUCUGGUCCGACGUGGCCAUGUUCCACGAUGCCGGCAUCUACAAGCUGCACGGGCAGAUGAAGCAGGCGGACCGGCAGGCGGCGUUUAAGGAGUUCCGCGAGGCCUCGCGUGGUGUGCUUGUGGCGACCGAUGUGGCGGCGCGCGGGCUGGACAUUCCGGCUAUCAAGUGGAUUGUGCAGUACGAUCCGCCGACCGAGACCGAGGAGUACGUUCACCGUGUGGGCCGGACGGCGCGGAUCGGCGAGUCUGGCUCGGCCAUGAUCUUCCUCCUCCCAUCCGAGUCUGCGUAUCUGACUACACUCGCCGCGCGCGGGCUUUCGCUCGGCAAGGUGGAGCAGAUCAAGGUGCUCAAGAAGCUGUACCCGGGCAUGUCGCCGCGCGACCUGGAGAACGCAUGUGUCACGCUGCAGGCGCGGCUCGAGGCGUACAUCGACGCAUCACCGACCAUGACCCAGGGCGCAGCCGCGGCGUUCCAGGCCUACAUCCGGGCAUACUCGGCCCACUCGCGCGAGAUGAAGUCAAUCUUCCAUGUCCGCCGCCUCCACCUCGGGCACAUCGCCAAGGCCUUUGCGCUCCGGCUCAUCCCCACCGAGCUUGGGCCGGACGUCGUCUCGGCCACCGGCCUCAAGCAGGCGCGGCCGGGCCGCAAGAAGUCAGGCAAGCCGGCGACCAAGCCCGAGGAGGUCUCGGCCGCCCAGACCGCCAUGCUCCGCCGCCAGCGCAUGAUCGCCAAGCUCUCCAAGAAGGGCGACACCAACAAGAUCAGCACCAUGCAGCGGCUGGCCGGCCCGGUCGGUUGGACCGGCGAGCAGGUGUAGGGAGUUAAUGACUCAAUGCUUGCCACCGGCCGAGAACAAAGCGGGUAAACCAGCCUGGUUGGUG
This is a messenger RNA of Thecamonas trahens ATCC 50062, 2615 nucleotides long. RefSeq names its product DEAD/H box polypeptide 31. Gene Ontology annotation, cellular component: nucleus. The transcript has a single exon. Gene Ontology annotation, biological process: ribosome biogenesis. NCBI's taxonomy places the organism in Eukaryota, Apusomonadida, Apusomonadidae. Bases 395 to 2551 code for a protein of 718 amino acids. Gene Ontology annotation, molecular function: nucleic acid binding; ATP binding; RNA helicase activity. The record is from RefSeq and is a predicted model, not a curated record.